Fibroporia radiculosa is the source of this 1017-nucleotide messenger RNA. RefSeq lists its product as uncharacterized. Bases 1 to 1017 code for a protein of 338 amino acids. The record is from RefSeq and is a predicted model, not a curated record. The transcript has 8 exons. NCBI's taxonomy places the organism in Eukaryota, Fungi, Basidiomycota, Agaricomycetes, Polyporales, Fibroporiaceae. Gene Ontology annotation, cellular component: cytoplasm.
AUGACGUUCCCUACCCGCAAGAUCGGUCAGCACGACGUCUCUGCUGUAGGCUACGGCGCGAUGGGACUGUCUGCGUUCUAUGGCAAGCCGCUGCCAGACGAGGAGCGUUUCAAGGUGUUGGAUGCUGUCUACGAGAGCGGCUGCACGAUGUGGGACACAGCCGACGCAUACGGAGACAGCGAGCUCCUCCUCGCACAAUGGUUCAAGCGUACCGGAAAACGCGACGAGAUAUUCCUCGCGACAAAAUUCGGGCUCUUCUCUGGCAUACCCGGACGUGCUGCUAACGGGGACCCCGAUUAUGUCCACAAGGCUUUCCAAAAAUCGAUCGGCAGAUUGGGCGUGGACUCAAUCGAGUUGUACUAUUUGCACCGACCUGAUCCCACCGUGCCAAUUGAAAAGACCGUCGGUGCUAUGGCUGAGCUCGUAAAGGCCGGCAAGGUAAAGUACCUCGGUCUCUCCGAGUGCUCGGCCGCUACCCUGCGCCGCGCACACGCAGUGCAUCCGAUCGCCGCGCUGCAGGUCGAAUACUCGCCCUUCACCCUCGAAAUCGAAGAUGAGAAAAUAGCGCUGCUCACGACGGCGCGGGAGCUAGGCGUUGCGAUCGUGGCGUACUCUCCCCUUGGACGGGGCAUGUUGACGGGACAGUAUAAAUCCCCAGACGACUUUGAGGAUGGCGACUUCAGGAAGAUGAUACCCCGCUUCUCGAAGGAGAAUUUUCCCAACGUUCUCAAGCUCGUCGACGGGUUGAAGCAGAUCGGUGCAAAGCACAAUGCGACGCCAGGUCAGGUCUCCCUGGCGUGGCUCCUCGCCCAGGGCGAGGAUAUUAUUCCUAUUCCUGGGACUUCGAACAUUGCUCGAUUCAAAGAGAAUAUCGGUAGCGUGCAGGUCACACUAACCCCGGAUGAGCUGCGCGAGGUCCGUGAGAUCGCUGAGAGCGUGUACGUCCAUGCUCCUCGGUACCCUACCACAUAUGCGUCGCAUGCUGCGUUAUUGUUUGGGGAUACACCGGCAUUGUAA